GCCCCGGCGCGCGGCGGGCGCAGUGCGGGGCGGGAGCGGGCGCGGGGCCGCGCUGCCCGUGUGGGACAGCGGGGCGCUGGUGCCCGUUCAGCAGGAGUGACAGGGACCCUUCUGUCACCUCCCCGCAGGGGUACGUGCCCCUGCCCCGCUGCGCGGCUGGAGGGUUUCUGCGCUCGGGAAUGAGCGCUGCCUUGCACAGCUGUUCGCCCGGAGGCUGCGGGCCCAGCUGGUGGCUGAAAUGCUGUGGCAGAGGGCCCGUCAGGUGCAGCGCAGCCAGGCUAUUCCAGAAUGACCUUGCAUUGAGCCUUUGUGGAAGAAACGAGAUUUAAACAUCAGUUCUUCAAUGUGCAUCCUUCUAUUCAAAUUUGACCCACGACCAGCUUCAAAAAAUGCAUAUAGGCUUAUUCUAGCAGCUAAUAGGGAUGAAUUUUACCACAGACCAUCCAAAUCAGCCGAGUUUUGGGACAGCAGCAAUGAGAUCCUUAGUGGUCUGGAUAUGGAGGAGGGAAAAGAAGGUGGGACAUGGCUGGGAAUCAGUAAGAAAGGCAAGAUGGCAGCCCUGACAAACUAUAUGCAGCCAAAUAUUAAUAAAAAUGCAAAAGGAAGAGGUGCUCUUGUAACAAACUUCUUGACUGCAGAUCUGGACAGCUACUCUUACUUGAAGAAAGUUUCAGAAGAGGGACAUCUUUAUAAUGGAUUUAAUUUAUUAGCAGCUGACUUGAAUACCGCCAGAGGAGAUGUAAUUUGCUACUAUGGAAACAAAGGAGAACCAGAACCUGUUUUCCUAAAUGCUGGAAUAUAUGGAUUGAGUAAUUCUUUGUUGGAUACACCAUGGAAGAAACUUCAAUAUGGGAAGCAGCUUUUUGCAGAAGUGGUCAAGAGACGUGAAGAGCUUACCAAAGAAGACCUGGUGAAGGAGCUUCUUACAGUGAUGAAUAAUCAAGAGCCUCAAUUACCAGACCCUGCAAUUGAAGACCAAGGGAAGGACUAUAUCCGUCCCAUACUGAACAAGUAUGCAGCCAUAUGUGUUCGUUGCCCCGGUUACGGAACAAGGACGAACACGGUGGUGCUCAUUGAUUCCCAGGGACACGUCACCUUCACCGAGCGCAACAUGAUCAAUGCUGAUGUCAACCAGUGGGAAACAAGCACCUAUGAAUUCAAACUGCACAGUUAACAACUUUCCACACGAAUGGUUUGUAAUAAUAGCCAUGAGAGAACAUGCCAUUAAGCUCUAGUAAACAUUUUGUGCCAGCCUCCAUGAGCUAAAAAUAGCAAGGAAAGCAAAAGUUUAAAUAAACUGGUAGCAUACCCUAUCAAGCUCACAAAUGCUUUGGAGAAAACCAGAUGAAGAUGCUCUUUGUACAUGAAGUAGCAACUUAUAAGCAGUAAUAUUUUAUUUAAUACCACCCUGCUUUCAGGGCAAGACAUCUUGGUCCAAGACAAAGUCAUUGCUUUUUUGUAGGUGUGGCUUUUUUAAAGAUGUUAUAAGUAGACUUUAGAACUUGGUUUUAGUUCUAAAGAUGGGAAAAUAUUUGCUGCUUUUAUUGUUCUACAUGAAGAUUUUACCAAACUUUGCUUCAACAUAUGCUGUUAAGAUUGUAUAGCUGAUACAUUAAAUGAAUGUAUGUUAUCCUGGUAGUAUUAAGUGCUUUAGUCUCAUUAAGCUUUUCAGUGCCAUGGUGCAAUAUUCUGCCUGGGGAGGGCAGAGAGGGGGGAUUCUUUACAUUUGUUUUUGUAUAGAUAGUACAGCAAUACAUUUUAUUUCUAAAAUUUGAUCUGAGAAUCAAGGUAUGGAAUUUAGUUCAGUCUCUCUUCACUUUUACUGAAAAAACCAUGGGAGCAGACUUGCUUAGCUUUGACCUGAAUAAAACUAUUUGUGCUGUGACAUCCUGUUUCCAGAUAGUCUAAUUAGCAAUAUUGUUUUUGUUACUUUCUUCCCCAGCAAGCAGGUAAGGAAUAGGUACCUGUUUGCAAACAGAAGCUGAAGAUGAGGUUUUCAUGUAUUGGCUGUUUUGUACAUAUACAAUUUUUGAUUCAUUUCUUUAUUGGUAUAAUGUAUUACAGCCUGGAGUGACUGCUCAUGGAUUUUUAGUAAAAAUAGCUAUGUGUUGUGACACUGUUGCAGUCUUAUAUUGCUGAAAAAGUUGGGUAUUAAGAGGUACUUCCUGUGUUCUAACACCUGUGAAUUAAAAAGCUAUUUAAAUGCAUGCUUUUUUCAAUUAUUCAGUGCCAGUGUAGGUAAUGGAAGAUUCUAGCUAAUAUCAAGAUAUCUGAAAACCCUGAGCUAUUUUUGUUUCUAUUGGUAUUCUGUUUUGACUUAUUUUGAAUACUGAAUAUUAGGUUAGUAGUGGAUCACCACUGUUUUUUUCCAUUUAGAUAUUCUGACUAUAUUUUCACAAGCCUCUGAUUUGAAUUAAUUAUUGCAAAGUAGCCAGAUUUUUGAUACUCUUUGGAAGAUGUGCAGCUGUGUUUCUGUACUCAAGUUGGUGUGUUUGGGCACUUUCACAUGUGUGUGUGUAAUGGAGGAAACAGGAAAGAGCCCAAACCUUGGAAUUUUUUUUAUCAUAUCAGAAUAGCUAUUUAAGUGAGGUUUUUUAACUUCUUUGGAAGCUUGUGAGAGUUUUGUCAUUGGCUUCAGUGGAAACAGGAUCAGGACUAUUGUGCAGAUAUCAGCAAAUUGUGUCUGUCCAUAGAAGUGAUAAGUAUUUGUGAAGUGGAUGACCUACUCUGUGGAAAUUAGAGUUGCAAUGAAUCCACUGGAAAAAGGAGACUAUACCUACAGUUAACAAAGAAAGUGUUUUAUUUUUGUAAAAGUAUUUUUAAUAAUAAAAGGGAAUUUUAAAUACCAGUUUUAAAUUAUAUAAAGGAAAAAAGUGUAUAUAGGAAACUAUUGCAUGGGAUUUUACUAAGUUUGCUUAUACAUAUAAUCUCUUCAAAGUCAUACAUUUGCAAGAGAUUUUUGUUUCCUAAAUUUUUUUUCUAUUGGAAUGGUAGUGGAAGAAAUUUUAAACUCUGUAAGACCUCAGUUAUGGUUUUUUUGCUUAAAAUUGUAUCGUAAUUGUUGUUUACAUGUGUGUUCAAAACUAGAAUCAGAAUAAACUCAAGCUGGUGACCAGUGUUGACAUUA
Oenanthe melanoleuca is the source of this 3127-nucleotide messenger RNA. RefSeq names its product transport and golgi organization 2 homolog (gene TANGO2). Bases 344 to 1174 code for a protein of 276 amino acids. The transcript is spliced from 9 exons. Gene Ontology annotation, cellular component: Golgi apparatus. The record is from RefSeq and is a predicted model, not a curated record. Gene Ontology annotation, biological process: Golgi organization; protein secretion. NCBI's taxonomy places the organism in Eukaryota, Metazoa, Chordata, Aves, Passeriformes, Muscicapidae.